Molecule: messenger RNA, 3830 nt
Organism: Corticium candelabrum
Lineage: Eukaryota; Metazoa; Porifera; Homoscleromorpha; Homosclerophorida; Plakinidae
Product: integrin alpha-5-like
Exons: 32
Coding region: 52-3492 (1146 amino acids)
Biological process (GO): cell adhesion mediated by integrin; integrin-mediated signaling pathway; cell-matrix adhesion
Cellular component (GO): external side of plasma membrane; integrin complex
Molecular function (GO): integrin binding
Source: RefSeq, a predicted model, not a curated record
ACAUCCACCAAACGUUUCCUUUUCCCUCUCCCGACGCAAGUCGCCGUCAUUAUGUUGGGCCGUUGUCGCCAUGUUUAUCUACUAGCUCUGCAACUGAUAGUGAUCGCGCCUCUACGUCACGUCAGUGGCUACAAUGUUGAUACAUUAGGUCCGAUCAUCAGACAGGGGCUGGCCGGUUCGGCAUUCGGUCUGCAGGCCGUGCCGUUCGAGGAUGCGGACGACACUAUGCUGGUAAUAGUUGGUGCACCUCGAGCAGACUCCACACAUUUGGGCAAAGGUACCGGAGCAGUGUUUAGAUGUCCGGUAAAGGGUAUCAGGGACUGCACUGAAAUUAGCGGCUUAGAUGAUGUUACUAGGGUUGUGGACAACAGAACAGCGAACCAAUUAUUGGGCCAAGCUGUGGUAGUUUCACACGAUGAAUUGCCAAAUUCCAGAGCAGCACUUGUAUGUGCUCCACUGUACAGAGAAUACAAGCUAGAAACAUUUCUUCCAUUAGGUCGAUGUUUUGUUCUCAACACUACACUGAAAAACCCAGAGGCUGUUUACCCUUGGGACAGUCUUGGUUAUCCUUUUUUUGACAGCACGGAUGAUAGCCAGAUUGUAUCCAUGGCUGGCCAGUCAGCGACCAUUAAUUCUUACUUCGGACUGGGUGCUCCUGGAGCAUACAAUAGAAGAGGAACAGUAACGAGCACACGUACUGCAGACUUGAAUGCUUUUCAGGACAUUGCUAGAGGCCCUCAUUACACUGUGCGAAAUUACAGAAGUGCAACUCCUUCUCUUGCCACACCAGACCAAGACACUUAUUUAGGUUAUAGUCUAGCAUACGGACAGAUUACCAAAGAAGUUGGCAGAAACAGAUUCGAUUAUGUUAUUGGUCAACCAAGAGGCAAAGACAUGUUUGGCGAAAUUCUUAUAUAUGAGGUUGAAGCAAACGGACAAUUGGAUGAGAAACGGACAAUUGGUGGAGAUCAGGUGGGGUCCUACAUGGGACACACUGUUUGUGUGGUGAAUCUAAACGGUGACGAUUAUGAUGACAUGGUAAUUGGUGCGCCAUAUUAUGCAACAGGAGGCACUCGAGGCAGUAACGAAGGUCGAGUGUAUGUCUAUGGUGUCCUAACAAGGAGAACUCAAACGGAGCCAAAAAUCCUCAGUGGAACUCAUCAGCAGGGGUUCUUUGGAAUGGCUAUAGGAGCUAUUGGAGAUAUCAACAGAGAUGGAUUGCAAGACAUUGCUGUUGGAGCACCUGGAGAAUUACAGCAUGGCCGUGUGUACAUUUAUCAUGGACAUAAAGUUGAUUACAUUGUAACAAAGAGUGCUCAGAUCAUUGAUGGAUCGGCUGUUUCACCUGGUUUUACUCCCACAUUUUUUGGCUACACUGUGACAGGUGGCGUAGAUGUUGACAAGAAUGAAUUUCCAGAUGUAGUUGUUGGAUCAUUUGCGUCAGAUAGAAUUUGGGUACUCAGAUCAAGACCAGUGAUCAAAGUGUAUGGUAGUCUUUCGUUUUCACCAGAGGAGGUCAAUUUGGACAGUCAAACGUGCAAGUCGGACCUUGGAGGCAACGUGACAUGCGUUGAGAUUCGAAUAGUGUUCUCGUAUGAGUCGAAAAACAUCAAUAUUCCGCCACCGAAUACAGCAGUUAUUGGAUACACAGUGUCACUCGACUUCGAUCACUUGUCUCAAUUGAGACUUCGUUUCAAAGACAACCAGCAGCCUGACUACUCGGGUAAUGUCAGACUUCGAGCCAAUGAAAACGUAACCGAGACGAAACUCAUCUACAUCACGCCGUCGAUUCAAGACAAGGAGAAUAAUUUUCGUGUGAAGAUGGCGUUUUAUGAACCGGAGGAGUACACGGUGCCACCAACCAUGCCGCCCAAUGAGUUCCCAAAUCUUUAUCCAAUCAUUGACAAUGACACUCUGGAAAGCGAACACAUUGCCACGGCAACGCUUCAAGUGUUGAGAUUGUGUAAAGGAGACGAUGGUGAUGUGAUGUGUAAUCCGAAUAUCAUUGUGACACCAUCGAUUACUUAUAACAACACUGGGACCGAUCUAACCAAAGUAAAUUUUACCGUUGCCGGCGGUCGCAUUUUCCAAGGUGGCGAACGUCCCGUUAUGAUACUGCACAUUCGUAUAACCAAUCCCGGCGAAGCUGCAUAUCGAUCACAACUUGUUGUCACUCUACCAAGUUUCCUUCAGUUUCAGCGAGCAAACAUCAUACGUAGCAGAGAGGACACAACGGCUGUGAGAUGUCAACGUCGCGAAGGGACUUACAUUGGCAAUGUAGGAGAGUCUCAUGUUGACUGCGACAUUGGGAAUCCAUUGCGGCAUAACGCUGUGGAGAAUUUGGACUUGUAUCUGGUCAAUAGCUUUGUUGGAGACGAGGGACGGCAGUAUAUCACUAUCAAUGCUACAAGCAAUGGAGUCGAAUUGAACAACAACGAAGAUGACAACGUUAAACGUGUUCCAUUCGACGUGAAAGGCUAUGCAUUGCUUAUUGGCGUCGGUACCUUUUUUCCAACCGGCAGCAAAGUUCGGUACGCCGUCGAUAAAACAGUUACUCAUCAGCCGCUAUCUGUGGCCGAUAUGGGGCCGUCAAUCACUCACAAAUAUUCGAUAAGAAAUAAUGGACCGAGUACGAUUAAGAAUCUUCAUCUGUCGAUUACUUGGCCUCUACAGAAUGAAUAUGGGAAAGAUAUUUUUUAUUUGUAUUCGUUGGAGAUUCCUGGCUUUGACACUAACGCUUGUGACGAUACGUUCAUUGACAGAGAUUCACUUUUGAAUAGCACAAAUCAACGAAGAAAGCGAAAAGUUUAUGCUUUGGAACGGUCAUACAAUGCUGACGGGUGUGACUCAAAUAUCUGUGUGUACAUCAACUGUACACUUAAUGUGGAUAUUUUGCCAAAGCAACUUGUCACUGUCAUCCUCAAUGCCAGCCUUGUUGAGCAUAACUUUGUGAAUUACACAGCGAACCCACCAAAAGCAUCUUCGAACCUUGAAGCUCGCAUCGUUUCUGAUUUCUUCUAUAAGACGAUGCCGUACAGUCAGACGGUGCAUAGCAAGUUGGGUCCGAAAGGUGGUGAUGAAACAUACUAUGACUGCGUUCCGUUUUGGGUGAUAAUUGCAAGUGUCAUUGGUGGUGUUGUUAUACUUUCUAUUAUUAUCCUCGUUCUCUGCUUUUGCGGGUUUUUCAAAACAAUGGGACAGUCCGGAUCAAUGACAGUAAACAAAACCAGAGACAUGCAAUGGAAGACAGCGUCUCCAACAACUCAACUUCCAGCCGGCACGGUCGCUCAGGAAACCUUUGUAGAAGAACAACGUCAAUCAAUGUCACACGAAAAAGGGAAACAGUCACCAGGAGAGAAGUAUGAACUCUCCGAGUACGAUGGCUCUGGUGGACAAAGUCGGAAGUCAAUGAGUGCAGAUAGUGACAGCAUAAAGAAAGGAACUCCAGCGAAUGGUGGCGAAGCUCAAUCUCCAUCUCAAUCAACAGUGUAAGACGGGAGGUUUUGGAGGGGGCGUGGCUCAUUUAAUUAACCAGUUUUACGUAGAUUGAAGUAAAGUGUUGUGUGCAUUUGGUCGCGGCAGAUUUUGUUGUUUUGUGUGGGAUGAUUGAGUUGAUUUUGUCGAAUUUUGGUUUUUAAUUAAUUGAUUAAUUAAUCAUUUGCGAUUGAUAUUACUUUUUUCUCAUGCAAUGACAGCUGUUGAUGUGAUGGGUGGAUUCGAGUAUAUAUGUACUAAACUGUAUAUCAUAUGGUUGUUGAUAUAAAUUGCAAUAUGCUGUGUACUGUUGUGCAUAUCAUGUAGACCUUGUAGUCCCGAGACCUCUCGCACAC